Molecule: messenger RNA, 879 nt
Organism: Closterium sp. NIES-65
Lineage: Eukaryota; Viridiplantae; Streptophyta; Zygnematophyceae; Desmidiales; Closteriaceae
Source: the annotation of a GenBank genome assembly
AUGACGGUGUCAAACGUCUACCAGAUCUCUCUCGUGCUCCUACUCGCCUUUCUCUCCAUAUCCACCGCGUUCGCGGUUGAAGACCUUGCCCCGCAUUUUGAGAACAAACCCCGGAAGGGACUCUUCAGAGUGAAAAUCCGUCUCGGCGACAAGCCAUCCCACCCCAUCCGCGGAUUGACGGAAAAGAACUCCGCCAACGCGGCUCCGUCAACCUCCACCCAAUCGCAGCUCUCCUCGCUGCUCGCGUCGACCACCUCAGCCGUCCGACGGAUUCUCCAUGGCACGAUGAUUGGCCGCAAUUCCCCCGCAUCCGGCGCCGCAUCUGCCGACCGCCACCACAACUCGCGCCUCCUGCAGGACCUCGCGAACACACGCAUUGCGACGACUCGCGCCAGUGGCGGACACCCCCCCGGUGUGGGGCACCACGGCGCGGGGAAGGGUCAUCACGCCGCGACCGCCGCGGGGCACCACGCCGCGGGGGUGGGGCAUCACGGCGCAGGCAAGGGCGGACACGCGGUCGGCGCGAACGUGGGAACCAUGAUCGGGCACCACCCCUUCGGGAAGGGCCACCACCUGAAGCCCGGUCAGCUGUGCCUCGGGAACCAAUCGGUGUGCGACCUCUGGAAGGGGACUGCCGAGAACUUCGACACCUGCUGCGGGCGCGCCUGCCGCAACGUGCAGUUCGACAACUUCCACUGCGGCUCGUGCAUGACGCCGUGCAGCGGCUCGUUGACGUGCUGCUCGGGCAACUGCACCGACACGCUCAACGACCCGAACAACUGCGGCGGGUGCAACCAAGUGUGCCUCGGCGGCGCCAAGUGUGUCCAGGGCGUGUGCGAGAGUUACGGCGGUGCCGUACCGUCCGGCAAUAGAAGAUAG